AUGCAGGAGCAGGGCCAGAAGCACGGGAAGACCGAGUGGCAAGAUACGAACCUCUACUCUGACACAAAAGAGUUGCAAGGAAUCGUCGGAGUCCGGCGGCCCUUGAAGGUGGAGAAAGAAGAGGAGGAGGAGGGAGAGGAGAAGGAGGAAGAGGUGAGGGAGUACCCAAGCUUGCUGAGACGAGACAUUGCGAACAACGACCGUCAAAACAAUUUGGUCAAGGACGGAAAAAGAGGAAAAAGGGAAAACGGGAGCAAGAAAACGGUGGUACAGGAGCAGGAGCAGUAA
Aspergillus udagawae is the source of this 288-nucleotide messenger RNA. RefSeq lists its product as uncharacterized. Lineage: Eukaryota; Fungi; Ascomycota; Eurotiomycetes; Eurotiales; Aspergillaceae. The record is from RefSeq and is a predicted model, not a curated record. The coding region runs from base 1 to 288 and encodes 95 amino acids. The transcript has 2 exons.